Messenger RNA from Caenorhabditis auriculariae, 7133 nucleotides. Lineage: Eukaryota; Metazoa; Nematoda; Chromadorea; Rhabditida; Rhabditidae. The record is from the annotation of a GenBank genome assembly.
AUGUCCGCCCAUCAGUCGGCUAGUCUCCUCGGCGCCAUCGAAAAGGAGCAAUGGUACCACGGGUUGCUUCCCCGCGAGGACAUCAAAGUGAGCAAAAUGUCAAUUCCUUGAAAAUUCGGAGCUCCGUAGCCCGGCUGAAGUGCAAAAACUAGGAAACAAUUUUUACCUUCCCCCUCUGGUUGAUUCCCUGAACGGGGUUUUUUUCCAUCAUUUGGGCUCUGAAAUGCGUCGGCUGGAUCUCAACCCGGGGUGCGGCCCCCUCAAACUGCGCCUCCCCGCCCCUCAAAAUGCGCUUCCCCCUCAAACUGCGCUUCCCCUUCCCUCCAAAAAAAGUGUGUAGCUCCCAGUUUUCGAAUGGAUAUCAGUCUCUUGAUUACUCAUUGAAAGAAGCAUGAAAUUUUCCACAGACGAUGCUCCGUAACAACGGCGACUUCCUCGUGCGGACCACGGAGCCGGUCACCGGCUCGCCACGUCAAUACGUCCUGUCGGUCAUGUUCAACAAGGACCUUGACGAUAACCAAUCCGUCAGUCCUUUUUAGAUAUUUUAAGCUCUUUUUGUGGUCUCAGGCUUUUCAAAUCUAGAAGUUUUUUAUUCGAGAUAAGGCUAAAAAAGAUUUUAUGUGCAGAUUUUUCUGCAGCUGAAACUUUAAAAUUACUUUUUUCGGCGAUUUCUGCUUGACUAGACUUUUGAUAAAUAGCUUUGAAUAUUUUUUCUCAAUUUACUAUAGCCGUUCUGCUAGAGCUACAUAUAUCGAGGGUUCUUUUCUUUUUUUUUAGUUGGAAUCAUGAAGAUAGGCUUGAAUUAUCAAUGGAGCGCAGAAGCUCAGUCUUAAAUUUUUUUUUUGGCUGUUUGGGAUAGAUUAUUGCGACUUUUGAAAGAUGCAAAGUUAACGGAAGACAGUUUUCAUGCUGAUUUCGAAUUCGAGCUCAAAAUUAGAUUACGGAAAAAAAAGUACACAACUCUUGAGUCCCUGGAGCUAUUAUCAAUUUUUUUGACUUUUUUUCAUUUCUCGUUAUGUUUACCUUUUGAGAAAAAAACACUGAAAAAAACUAUUUUUUUGAAUAUUAAAACUCCUAUAAUUCCUUUGAAGGGCUUACUAGAAAGUUUCUGAGUUCAUUUUCGGAAUCAGCGUAAAAAAUGAGUUUAGUCUGGAAAAAUUUCAAAACCCUGUGAGCUGGGAUUAAUAUCUGGUCAGUAAGAUAACUUGAAAGCUCUAUAGAAUAGAUUUCGAACUCAGAUUUUUUUUUCAGGAACAUUUUGGCAUAUAAAAAGACGAAAAUGUAGUUAUUACAGAUCAAACACUUCGUGAUCAAUCACCACAACAGCAAGUAUUCGAUAGAAAAGUAUUCUUUCGACAGCAUCUCACAAAUGAUCGAGCAUCACUUGACCACCAAGGAAAGCAUUGCAAAAGUAUCGCCUCCCCCGGGAGAGAAACUCGAAGAAUAACUUUUUGAAGACGUCCGACGUGAUGAUCAAAUCGCCGGUGAAUCGACAACCCUGGGAACUCGACCACGAUCAGAUCAAAGUCGAGAAAAAGGUUUUGAACGUUUUUCAGGGGAACUUUGAUAGCAGCAGUUUCAAAAAGAGCUUGACAAAAUCUGAAAAAAUUGCUUCACUGGGAAAAUUUUCAGUGGCCACUAUAGAGGCUCGUCAAAGACUACUUGAAGAGGACAUUAAAGUGGCCAAACCCACCUCUAUAGUGGCCACCAUUUUCCGUUUUAGUGGUCACUAUAGAGGUUCUCUAUUUAGUGGCCCCUUCAGUACUUUUUCAUCCAGUAUUCCUUCCAGUAACUCUGAUAAUUUUAAAACAAACAUAUUGAAGCAGUUAUGUUGAUCCAUUGACCCCUAAAGAGGCCACUAAAAUUUUUAGUGGUCUAGUAAUAGCACUUAGACCUCUACAGUGGCCAUCAAUUUUUAACCCCUUAAGUGGCCACUAAUUUGACUACUACAGUGGCCACUAAAACGUAAAAACCCUAUAGUGGCCUCUAAAAGUUUUCCCAGCACUUACAUGAUCAAAAAAAAACUUGCCUUUCAAUGCCAAAGUCGGGAAAAGGGAGUGAAUGCAAAAUGGCCUUCAAAAGGGUUCCGUUUUGCGGUCUUUCUGAGCCUUUCUUUCUUUGUGGGCUAAAAAAGCUUGAAAAAAGGUGCUGCAAGUCUCGACCAUUCAUGACUUCCGAUUUCAUUACUGUAGCACAUUUUGGUUCAUACACAAUCACUGCUAAAUAAUAUAAAUAACUUAAAACAUGUAUUGUUUCUCAAAAGGGUCCAAAAAGGGUCGAUAAAGGCCGAUGAAAGGACGGAAAUAAAGGCAGUUAAAAGGAAACCGUUGCAACCCGUUUUGGAACAUUUAGUGGAAACCUUUUGAUUCAUAACGGACGCUCGAAGGGCCCGUGAAGGAUUCUUCCGGCUUCUCCUAUGAUUUUAAGGUCAAGAUAAUAUUUCUCUGCUAGCUUAAAGGACCACUUUGAAAAAAGAGUUUCAAAAAAUUAGAAGAAAACAAACUUCGGCUUCGAAAAAAAAAAAUACUUUUAAAAGAGAAAGUUUCUUUGCGUUCCAUGAACAGUAGAAAAAGUUUAUGAAUUUGAUAACUUGAAUUUAUUCCUUAAAGGCAUAGGGGCAGUAAAAAAUGGGGUUUCAGGUGAAAGCAGUAUCUUAAAUAGUUUUUCUUUGCGAAUCCAACGGUGUACUCAAAAAAAUUACAGAUGUGACAACUUUAGAAGAAAAACUCGAUUUCACGUUCCCGCCUUUUAAUUUGAAAAAAAGCUUUGGAUCCGUAUGCAGACAACUGUUUACAGUAGCCGUGCUCGCGAUGUUGCGGACGUCUCAUUAGACUCGCAUUUUGUGAGAAAUAACCGGCUAUCUGCUUCAAAUUAAGGGUUUCUUCUCUGAAAAAACAUUUAGUCAAACAAAAAACAUACUGCGAUAAUAAAGAAAACACAAAAUAUUGCUAUCCCAAUCGAAAUUUGUGUAAAAUCAUCAUUUUUCACCAAAGAAGCAUUUUUGCGACCAAAGUUUGCAAAUUAUACAUGAAUAGAAAGCUUUUGUGACGGAAAGAACUUUGGUGACAACAGAAAAAAUUGAAAUUUGAAAGAAACGAAGAAAAAAGCGGAAAUCCGAAAAAAUGGCAAACCCUGUUGUCCAUAGAGCAACUUUACUGCAAAGCGCCUUUUUCAACUCACUUUCUACUAUCCGACUUUGAAUUAUUUUUACUCCAAAACUAAGAAAUUCGAUACACUUUCAAGUUCACCGUUCGAUUCGCAAUAAAAAGCUCUACAAAAUACUAUUUUGGACUGAAACACCGUUUUUUACUGCCCCUAUGCCUUUAAAAACUGUUCUUGAAGCCCAAAAUCCAAAAGAAAUCAUCUGAAAAUGCUUUUUUUUUCUAGCUUGGCGAAGGCGCAUUUGGCGAAGUGAGCAUGGGCACAUUGCGUUUCAAGGUUUCGAAGAAAACCUGUCAGGUUGCUAUCAAAUUGGUCCGUUUUAUCUUCGAUCAAUCAUUUUUCAAAUUGACAAAGGAGUUACAAAUGAAUAUACUUUAAAAAUUUUGAAAAAAAUCGCUUUCCGAUCAAGUUAUGUUGUCUUAAAACGCAAAAGAGGGUUCUUUACAUAGUUUUAUGGAUAGGGAGCUAAAAAUCGGCUCAAGAUCAAAGAAUAUAGGAGUAACAAGGGAAAAUUUUGAACUGAAAACAUUGGGAUGACCUGACGAGGAGGCGGUUCGAGAGUUUAAAAAAGUUUCAGAGAUUCCUUCAGAAUUAGAUAGAUUAGUAACCCCCUAGAUGUCAGAAAUGAGUCGAGCUGUUUAUCUAGGCAAAGCUGGAGAAGCUGACGAAGGAUCAAAUAAAAGAAAUCAUGCGAGAGGCGCGCAUGAUGCGCAACUUUGACCAUCCCAACGUGGUCCGUUUCUACGGGGUCGCCGCGGGACAAGAGCCCUUGAUGGUGGUGAUGGAACUGGCCAGCAACGGGGCCCUCGACUCGUACCUCUCCAAGAACGAGCUGCCCAUCGAGAAGAAGACGGAGAUGAUCUUGCAGGUUUGAUCAUAGCGGGGAAAAUAAUAUUGAGAUACAAAUGAUCUACAAACGGUUUUAUGACUGGAGAUUCUAAAAAUUUCUGAUAAGGCCACAAAAAUUGCCAGUGCAGAGACUGGCUAAAAUUUUCGAAAUUUGAUAAUAGGCGACCGUCAGAGUGGCCCCUCGAGGGGAAACCUUAGGAACCCUUGAAUCUUCCCCUCUGCAGACCACCACACGUUACCCUAAAGGGGCCACUACAACUUGCAAAAGGGGCCCCUGUAGGGGACCCUUGAGUGUUCUCCUUCAGGGACGACUUACCAGCAGCUUUCAAAAGUGGUCCCUUUAGGGGCAAGCCUUAGGCACCCUUGAAUGUUCCCCUCUAGAGACCACAGUACCUUCCCCUAUAGGGGCACUACAACUUGCAAAGUGGUCACUACAGGGACAACCUUGAGCACCCUUGAGUGUUCCCCUCUAGAGACCACCUUACCUUCCCUUUUAGGGGACACUACAGCUUGCAAAAGUGAUCACUAUGGGGCUUCAGUUAGUGGCCACUCUAGGGGAGCAGGCUACUUGUUUGUUUUUCAUGAACCAAGAAGUAUUUUCCAGCUCAAUAAUUUAACUUUUUCCGAAUCGAUAAAGUUCUUCUUUUUAAUUUUCAAGUCUGAACAAAAAAAAACCAAAAGACCCAAUAGGGACCACUUAAGUUGGGAUUCAGACCCUUAACCUCUAUAGGGAUCACUUUAGCGUUCCUAAAUCAUCGAGUUUUUCGAUUUUUCAUGAUUAUCUUUUCAGGCGGCUUGGGGUCUCGAGUACUUACACGCGAAAUUAGUCCUCCAUCGCGAUAUUGCCGCAAGAAACUGUCUCUAUGGCGAUGGAAAAGUUAGUUUUCCAUAUAUCUGUUAUCAUCAAAAAAUUGCGGUGACCAGGUGAAAAUAUCGGACUUUGGGCUGUCGCGCGAAGGAACCGUUUAUCAGAUGGACCCCAAUCGACGUGUACCGAUCCGUUGGCUCGCCAUCGAAACACUCAAAACACAGAUCUACUCGCAGAAAACGGAUGUGUGGAGCUACGGUAGAGUUUGUAUAAUUAAAAAAAAAAUGAAGUUAAUUGAGUACCUGAAACAAAAAGCUUAUUUUUCUUCUUCCUACGCCUUUGUACCGCUUGACUCGGCGCCCCAAGCCGAGGUCCUAUCCUGAUAAUCAGUGGACUGGCUCGAGUGACAUAUCCGUCCUUGUGUGUGACGGCUGGGGAUUUUGAAGUCGUGGUUUCCCACUACCAACAUUUCUUAAACCCCUUGGUUGGGUCGAGGAGGGGAUCGAACUUGCGACCCUGUGGACCGUAGACAGGCAUAAAACCGGUUGCGCUACGGCGCGCCCCACCUGAAACAAAGAGCGAAGGGUCGAGUUAUGAAAAGGAGCUGAAUUGAUAGGAAAAAUGCUAGAACUUUACAAUCUUGAAAAUAUAAAAAAAUUCGAAGAGAAGUUGUCGAAUUCGCCAUGAAGUAGAAAUCACUAAUUGACCUUUAAUCAUUCUUACUGAAUCUGGCGGACUUUUUUUAGAUUUCAAUUUGGAACGGUCACUUUUGUUGACCUUAGUUAGGAAUGGCCAAAUUUAUAAUUUCAAAUGAUUGAAAUAAAAUAAAAUUCAAUAAAAAUUCAUUUUUUUCAAACUUUAAGUUUUUUUGAGUUGUCGGAUAUAGAGUCCAUUUUUCCCGACUUGAAAGGGCAAGACUUCUCUGCUCCCUCUUUAUCUCUCGGCGUCUCUCACAUUUUUAUGUGAUGUUUCCAUGUUUCUCUGACCUCGCCGGUGAGGGAACGAGAGACGCAGACAUGCGAAAAAUGGGCUAUAUUAUCUGGAUAAUAAUAAUAACCUCUAAACUUUGAGGUAUCAUGUGCUGGGAGAUCUACAACAAUGGGACCGAGCCGUACCCAGGUAUGACUGUCGCUGAAGUCAACAUGCAGGUGUAAAAAGUUAGAGAAGUAAAAUUAAACAUUUUUUUUUGAGGUUCGAGAAGGUUAUCGCAUGGAACUGCCGCAUAACCUCAACCCGGAAAUCGUCAACAUGAUCAAGGUGAGACAAAAUAUGUCCAUAUGGGUGUAUUACAAAAAUUUUUGUGACGAGUAGUAUCAAAAAAAAAUAGCCGUUAGCCAGACAGCACAAAACACUUGGAAAAAAAAAGACAAAACACAAUAAAAUUGAUAAAAAAUUCGCAAAAGAGCUUGGCUGCAAGUGUGCUCUAUGGCUAAUUGGAAUUUUCCUCGAAUUUCAAUUUUUUUUUUUUAGAAAUUUUUUUUUGGUUUUUAUAAGUCAUCAUGAGGAGGCCUGAAUAGAAAAAUAUAUAUAAUUGUAACCCAGAGAUAAAAUUCACAAAACAGUGUUUUUAAAAAGGUGUCUAAUAUGAGCAAUAAUCACUAAGAAUAACUGACGAGAUAAACGCGAGGUCGGUGGCGGUACAUUGACGAACUCGCGAACAUCUCGCUUUUUUCUAGGCGCGCUCUCGCAUUUCUCUCGGCGCGACCUCGCAUUUUUCUUGGCGCCAUCUCGCAUUUAUCUCGCAUUUCGGAAAUUUUCAAAUUGCGAGAGAAAUGCGAGCUCGCGCCUAGAAAAAUGCGAGCUCGCGCCCAGAAAAAUGCGAGACAGGCGCGAGAAAAAAAGCGAGAUGUUUGCGAGCUCGUCAAUGUACCGCCAGUGUCUCGCGUUUAUCUCGGCAGUUAUUCUUAGUGAAGAGAAUGAAAACAGACAAGAAAGUGACUACUCAAUUUUAACUUCUUUAAGGAAGUUUCCAAUUUUUUUUUCGCUUGUUUUUUCAUUUUAUAAUACGAUCAUCACCACUGCAGCUAAUUCUUCCAAAAUAUGUCGAGAAAAAAUCCAUUUCAAGGUGAAAUGCUGGUCGGAGAACCCGAAUGACCGCCACACCAUGAAAGACAUUGCCAAGUACCUCGAGAUCAAAACGGGCAUCCCGCGGCCAAAUUUCGCGGCAAUCGCAGCAGCCAUGCAGGCUGAGGUUCUCAAUUUCUUCCAUCUGAACAUUUUGAAGACGUUGGUUCAGCUACAAGGCGGCACGGUGAAGACCAAUCGACGGAAGAAGAAAGUAGGCGUUCCAAAGGGCCUUCAGGCGACCGCCUGA